UGCUGUGCGCGAGAGAGAAAGACAUACAGAACGAAAUCCGCAGCUUCUUGCAGGUAAAGAAUGGCAGCAUCUAUUUCAUCAUUACUUUCACUGUGCUGUGCUUCCACCUUCCCUAAGCAGUUAGCGGCGCCGAAUUCAACGGUUAUACAUAGCUCUACUGUAUCUCGUCCAUCUACUGUAAAUGCAUACGCGUCCACCACUGACGCAAUCUUUAAGGAAGAAGGUUAUUUCACUAGAAGGCCAAUUUUGCUUGGAAUAGGAGCACUAGCGACAACUUUAAUUCCUGCUAGUUUUGGUUAUGCUGAAGAAGUACCGAAAAACUAUGAAGCUUUUGUUGAUCUUUCAGAUGGAUAUUCUUAUUAUUACCCCUCAGAUUGGAGAGAAUUUGAUUUUAGAGGGCAUGAUUCAGCAUUUAAGGAUCGUUAUCUGCAACUACAAAAUGUUAGAGUGAGUUUCAUUCCAACGGAUAAAAGUGACAUCCAUGAUUUGGGUCCCAUGGAUGAGGUUAUUCCCAACUUGGUGAGACAUCAGUAUGCUGCACCAUCUCAAAGAGCUACCAUAUUCGACAUGCAGGAGCGGACUGUCAAUGGAAAAAAUUACUAUACCUUUGAGUAUGAACUUACUUCUCCAAUCUUUUCUCGCACUGCCUUCGCAACCAUAUCCAUUGGAAACGGAAGAUACUACACACUGGUAGUUGGGGCAAAUGAAAGACGGUGGAAGAGAGUUCGGAACCAACUUAAAGUUGUUGCUAAUUCAUUCAAGAUGCUUGACAUCUGAAAACUGAAAUGAUAGCAUGGACAAGCAAAUUUUCAUGAUUUCAUUUGUGAUUUUCUUUUUCCAGGUCCUAUUGAAUAGGGAAAUGGCUAGGUAGAGUAUUUUCUUUUUCAGGCCAUUGACUGAGAUUCAAAUUCCUAGGGCAACAAACCUUGCCUGGUAUAUUGU
Messenger RNA from Telopea speciosissima, 942 nucleotides. RefSeq names its product photosynthetic NDH subunit of lumenal location 1, chloroplastic. Lineage: Eukaryota; Viridiplantae; Streptophyta; Magnoliopsida; Proteales; Proteaceae. The record is from RefSeq and is a predicted model, not a curated record. Gene Ontology annotation, biological process: photosynthesis. The coding region runs from base 61 to 777 and encodes 238 amino acids. The transcript is spliced from 8 exons. Gene Ontology annotation, molecular function: calcium ion binding. Gene Ontology annotation, cellular component: photosystem II oxygen evolving complex; extrinsic component of membrane; photosystem II.